GUGCGGUUAUAAUAAUGUGUGCUCUAUAUUUUGACAUUACUUGUCCGAUCGAAUAAUUCUCUGGCAAUUUCUCAUUAUUUAAUUAAAUCCAUUCUUACUUUGCACGCAGCUUGAAUAAAUCAAACAGACGGCGUCAACCACUGAUGAAAGUUUGUUGAGCUGACAUUUGAAACGGCGCGGACAGCGACUAGUAAUAUUUGAUGGCUUAUGAAGCGCGAGGGGGCGAGACUUCCGUACGAGGCACGACAACGAAUGCAACCAUGGACCAACGAGCUAAGAACGAUGUCUAUGACUUGAUCAAACCGAUGCUCGAGAAUACUGGAGCACAUGGCAUCCCGAACAUCGUCCGUGCCGAGAACCUCCCGCGGCGUCUCGUCUGGUCCCUGCUCUUCCUGGUCGCUUUCGGCUUCUUCAUCGGACUCAGCGGAAACCUUAUCCGUAAAUAUUACAACUUCGAUUACAAUGUCAACGUCGAAGUCAUUUUCGAGCCCACGAUCAACUUCCCUGCCGUCACCGUGUGCAACAUGAAUCCAUAUCGACAGUCGAGUGUUGUCAACGUCUCUCUCGAGCUGACAGAAAUCUUGGGAUUGGAGAGCGACAUCCCAUUGUCGAAGUGGAAUUCUUCAACGAACGCAUUGUAUGGAGACUGGGAGAAUCUCGAAUUCUCUUCAUUAGAUGCUUUUACGGAGAUCCUCAAAUCGGCAACCCAAACGGUCGGUAAUAUGUCUUACGAACAGCGGUUUAACAUCGGUCAUGAGCUCGAUGAUAUGUUACUCAGUUGCACGUUCCAUGGUUCACCUUGUGCGCCUGCGAAUUUUACUUGGUUCUUUAACUACCUUUAUGGAAAUUGUUACACCUUCAACUCAGGGGUCGCCGGCCUACCAUUACGGUCAAAUGAAAUAGGACCCAUAUAUGGGCUUGCAUUAGAGCUUUUCAUAGACCAAGAGGAGUACAUCUCCACCCUCCAACCGUCAGCUGGAAUUAGACUCCUCAUCCAUGAUCAGAAUGAGAUGCCCUUCCCCGAGGAUUCGGGCUCUACCCUGGCCCCAGGAAGAGCAACAUCAAUUGGAAUGACAAAGAUUUCAGUACACCAGCUAGGAUAUCCUUACACGACGUGUACCGACGAUUUUCGAGUAGACAAUAUAUUCCGAGAAAGGUUUCCACAUAUAAUAUACUCAGUUCCGGCGUGUGAAAAGAAUUGCCUCUUUAAUCAUAUUAGAAAUGAAUGCGGUUGUGCUGAUGCCCGCUAUAGAUUCAAUGAAUCAAUACCAGCCUGUAAUAUUUUCCCCGCCCAGAAAAACCAAGAAAAGGAAUGUUUUAAAAGGGCAACAGAGCAGUAUAUCAACCGAGAAAUUAUUUGUGAUUGCAGGACGCCUUGUCGUAAAAAUUUCUACAAGGAAACAAUAUCAGAAGCAAUCUGGCCGAAUGAUCAGCAUCGGCCGACAGUACUGGAAGGGAUAAAACAGCUCUCAGAUCAUCUUCGAGACAGGAUUGAAAAUAAUACCCAGUUUAUAGAUACCAAUGUUGUCAAAGUUAUUGUCUAUUUUUCAAGCUUGGAAUACGAAAAUUUCUACCAGACGCCAGAAUAUACCGUUUAUGAUCUCAUCAGUGCACUAGGAGGUCAAGUAGGUUUAUGGAUCGGAGUAUCCGUCCUAACCGUCUUCGAGUUCAUUGAACUCCUCUACGACAUCUUCAAAUAUGGCUGCUCAAAACUGACUAAACUAGGAAAGAGGACGGUAUUUGCAGAAGAUACAAUCGAAAUGGGACCGAGUAGAACAUGAUGUGCAUGAAUGCUGGCAUGACGUGUGCUACACCAUUAUUCUUUGUGCACAUAAAGUCAUCUGUAACAACUGGCGGCAUCCUACCUAAUAUGUUCUUAAGCUGUUCCUCAAUACAGGACAGCUCAACAACCUGACUGACAUGACUGAGCCAAGAUUCUACCAAGGUUUUCAGAAUGUCAUUGAUAAAAGUUACCUCAACUGCCCUGUUUUGGCAUGUUUCGAUGAAGAAAUGACACCAACAUGGCUCGGCAGCCCAUUGGAUGUAACAAAGAAUCUUGGGAAGAUUGCUGAAGUACUUGCACAU
Lytechinus variegatus (green sea urchin) is the source of this 2085-nucleotide messenger RNA. Its product is annotated as amiloride-sensitive sodium channel subunit gamma-2-like. The transcript has 11 exons. The record is from RefSeq and is a predicted model, not a curated record. Gene Ontology annotation, molecular function: ligand-gated sodium channel activity. NCBI's taxonomy places the organism in Eukaryota, Metazoa, Echinodermata, Echinoidea, Temnopleuroida, Toxopneustidae. Gene Ontology annotation, biological process: sodium ion transmembrane transport. Bases 201 to 1781 code for a protein of 526 amino acids. Gene Ontology annotation, cellular component: membrane.